CUGCCGGAGCCAUGUACCGCAGCGGCGCCCGCUCCUCAGUCUCCUCACACCGGCCUAAAGACGGCGGCGGCCCUCGCAGCAGCCGCAGCUCCGGCUCCUCCUCAGGCCCCGUCCGCCGCACUUCGCCGCCACCGCCCUCCUGCUCCUCCGCCUCCUCGUUGCGGACCCCGACUCGCCGGCCCCGCUCGCCCUCAGGGCCCCGCGGCCGCCGGGCCUCGCCAUCUCCGCCGCGGGGUCGCCGCGGCUCCCCGUCCCCGCCCCGCGGCCGCCGGGCCUCGCCGUCCCCGCCGCGGGGUCGUCGCUGCUCCCCGUCCCCGCCGCGGGCCCGUCGCGGCUCCCCGUCCCCGCCGCGGGGCCGACGACUCUUCCCGCCGGGCUCGUCCGGCUUCCGAGGCAGCAGCCGAGGGGAGUCCCGCGCCGACUUCGCCCGGGACGGCCGCGGAGACCAUCCAGGCGACAGCGGCAGCCGGAGACGCUCUCCUGGUCUGCGUUCUGACUCUUUGGAACAGAGCUUAAGGAUCACUGUUGGCAAUGACCACUUCUGUGUUAGCACCCCUGAACGGCGACGGCUUAGUGAUCGGUUGGGGUCACCAGUGGAUAAUCUGGAGGACGUGGAGAGGGAUGAGCUGACUGAUGAUUCUGUCUUCACUAGAAGCUCCCAAUGCUCUCGUGGUCUUGAGCGAUACAUUUCCCGGGAGGAGGGACCUCUGAGUCCCUUCUUGGAACAACUUGAUGACUACCGAACGAGAGAAACUUUUCUGCAUCGAUCUGAUUAUAGUCCCCAUAUCAGUUGUCGUGAUGAGCUCUUGCGGGGUACAGAACGGAACAGAGACAAACUCAAAGGCUCAUACUCUGUACGAUCUGAGGAAAGGAACCGGGAGGCCAAAAGGCCCCGUUAUGAUGACACUGAGAAGAUACACAGCGUGGGAGGGGAGCACCCAAGUUUUACGUCAGGAACUCGGAACUAUCGACAACGGAGACGAAGCCCAAGUCCUAGGUUUCUAGACCCUGAGUUUCGAGAGCUGGACCUUGCCAGGCGAAAACGAGAGGAAGAAGAGGAACGAAGUAGGAGCUUGAGUCAGGAGCUGGUGGGAGUGGAUGGCAGCGACACUAGCUGUUCCAUCCCUGGAUUGUCAGGUGUCCUGACAGCAUCAGAGCCAGGGUAUUCUUUGCAUCGGCCUGAGGAAGUAUCUGUGAUGCCCAAGAAGUCCAUUCUGAAGAAGCGGAUUGAGGUAGACGUGGAGCCUUCUAUGCAGCUUGAGAAUUUUUCCAGCACUGCCAGCUCCAGCCAGGAUCACCCUCUCUACUCUUCACACCCGUCUCUUCCACUGAGUGGUGCUAUUGCUGCUUUUGCCUCAGAGAUUGAGAACAAGGGAACUAUGGCAGAGACUGCCUUGAAAGAACCUCAUGGCAACCUCUACCAAUGGGGUACCCUUCCUGGGUUGCCCAAAGACAGCAGUCCUCACAGAGAAAAUUUUGGAAGUUUUUUAUGCCGCAAGGAGAAAUUGGAUUUGAAGGCUGAGGGACCUGAACGACACACAGACUUUUUGCUGCCCCAUGAGAGAGCCAGCCAGGAUGGUAGUGGUUUUUCCCGCAUUCUGAGCAUGUUAGCUGAUUCUACCAGUACGCAGGAAAAAAGGCGACGUAGCUUCCCUGACAUUGAGGAUGAGGAGAAAUUUCUCUAUGGUGAUGAAGAAGAGGAUUUAAAGUCAGAGUCCCCACCAAAGCCCCUUGGGGGCUCUGAGAGUGAAAUUAUGAGGCAGAAGGCAAGCUCCCUACCCUCUUCAGCUCCAACCAUAAAGCUAGAAUCUCUAGAAGAGACUAAUCCAGAAUAUGCCAAGAUUCAUGAUUUACUGAAGACCAUAGGGCUGGACAUUGGUGUGGCAGAGAUCAGUAAACUGGCUGCGCGUACCCAGGAACGACUUCAUGGCAAAAAACCAUCAUCACGCUCUUCAGCUGACCGCCGUUCCUCAGUUGACCGGCACUUUUCCUCAGUUGAUCACCAUUUCUCAGCUGAUCAACGUUCCGCAGAUCCCCACAGACUGGAGAGUAGGGAGGCACACCAUAGUAAUACGCACUCUACAGAGGUGUCCCAUCCGCACCCAGCCUCCCCUGUGGAUCCUUACCUUCUCACACAAAAUAGCCCUGCAUUCCUAAAAUCUGACCAUCCAGUGGGUCAUAUUUCAAGACCAGACAUGGUUGGCAGUGGGUUUCAGUCAUCUGUUACAGUCAGGUGCUUGUUGCCAUCAGCCCCAUCUACCCCUAUUAGACUUCCACAUUCUGCUUCUUUAUCUCAGUUUCAUAUGCCAAGGGCCUCGCAGUUUGCUGCAGCCCGGAUACCUUCAAACUACCAGGGACCUGCCAUUCCCCCUACCUCCUUUGAUGCCUAUAGGCAUUAUAUGGCAUAUGCAGCCUCAAGAUGGCCCAUGUACCCCACCUCCCAACCAUCAAACCACCCUCUAUCUGAACCACACAGGAUAAUGCCAAUAACCAAACAAGCUACUCGUAGUCGUCCCAAUCUCCGUGUGAUCCCCACUGUGACUCCUCACGAAACCAAACAAGAGGAGUCAGUGCUAGGCUCAAUUCCUGUUGCCCAAGUGCCUGUCCAGAUGUCCAUCCCUUCACUCAUAAGAUAUAAUCCAGAGAAGAUCUCUGAUGAGAAAAACCGUGCAUCCCAGAAGCAGAAGGUUAUUGAAGAGAGGGAAAAACUAAAGAGUGACCGGGAAGCCCGCCAGAAGAAAAUGUAUUAUCUCAGGACUGAGUUGGAGCGGCUUCAUAAACAACAAGGGGAAAUGCUUCGUAAGAAACGAAGGGAAAAAGAUGGCCACAAAGACCCACUUCUGGUGGAGGUGAGUCGGCUUCAGGAUAACAUCAUGAAGGACAUUGCAGAGCUGCGGCAAGAGGCAGAAGAGGCAGAAAAGAAGCAAUCUGAGCUGGACAAAGUGGCUCAGAUCUUAGGAAUUAACAUCUUUGAAAAAUCUCAGAAGUCUUCAAAUGACAGUAAAGAGCCUUCAGAGAAGCCUGGGAAAGCAGAAAAAUCUAAGAGCCCAGAAAAGGUGUCAUCCUCAAACUCUUCCUCCGACAACAAGGAAUCAAAGGUAAACAAUGAGAAGUCCCAUACUGGAAGCCCGGGGUCUGUUGAAAGCCCUCAACCAGCUGCUAAGCAAUCUGAUCAGCCCACUGCUACUUACGAGUAUUAUGAUGCUGGCAAUCACUGGUGCAAAGACUGCAACACCAUCUGUGGGACUAUGUUUGACUUCUUCACCCAUAUGCACAAUAAGAAGCACGCACAGACACUGGAUCCCUACAACAGACCUUGGGCUUCAAAGACCCAGAGUGAGGCCAAGCAAGAUGCUGUAAAGCGCAUUGACAAGAUAACUGUUCCUGCAAAAGGCUCUGAGUUUCUUAUUCCCAUCACUGGAUUUUACUGCCAGCUCUGUGAGGAAUUUUUGGGGGAUCCAAUUUCUGGAGAACAACACGUGAAAGGUCUCCAACACAAUGAGAAAUAUAAGAAAUAUGUGGAUGAAAACCCAUUGUAUGAAGAGCGGCGGAAUCUGGACCGCCAAGCUGGCUUGGCUGUGGUCCUAGAGACAGAACGACGACGUCAGAGUGAGCUUAAGCGUAAACUUAGUGAGAAACCAAAGGAGGAGAAGAAAGAAAAAAAGGUAAAAGUUACGAAAGAAGUAAAGGAGGAUGACAAGGUUUCUGAGGAAUUGGAGGACCAACUCUCUGAGGGUGGAAGCUCUCCUGAAAAAGCUGAGAAUAAGAACACUAGCAUCAAACUUCAGUUAAAAGAAGAGGUAAAGAAAGAAUCACCAACCUCCUCUUCAUUUGGGAAAUUCAGCUGGAAGAAGACAGAAAAAGAGGAAGAAAAAAGUUCAGUGGUAGCUCCUUGUAUCCCUAAGGAAGAGAUAGGGGAAAGCAGUAAGGACAAAGAAGAUAACAGAGCUGAAACUGGGAAGGCAAAGCCCAUCAAAAUCAAGCUGUCUGGGAAAACUGUUGUAGCACACAGCAGCCCUUGGAUGCCUGUUGUGACAACUUCAACGCAGACUAAAAUUCGACCCAACCUGCCUAUCCCAUCAACAGUACUCCGCAAGUCAGGUUCCAUCACAGUGAGCAAGCCUGCUCCUCUUAACACCUUUCUGUCCAUCAAAUCCUCUGGAACUACUGCCAAACCUCUGCCAGUUGUUAAAGAAUCUUCAGCUGAUCUCCUGUUGCCACCAGACAUCAUCUCCAAAGCAUUCGGAGGGGAAGAGGUGGUUCUGAAAGGAUCUCCAGAGGAAAAAACAGUGGUGGCUGAAAAGAAUGAGCUAUCCCAUAUACCUGAGCAAAUGCUACCUCCUCCUCCUCCACCCCCACCCCCACCCCCACCCCCACCGCCCCCAGUUAUACCUCAUCCAGCUGCUCCAUCUCCUGCUCAAGCAAGUACUGUCUUGGCUCCAGUAAAAUCAAACCCAGUUGUAUCUCAAACUCUCAGUCCUGGCUUCCUGGAUCCUAACAUUUUGAACCCAGUGUUGCCUGUAGCCAUCAUGGCCUCAGCACAGCCAGCUGCCAUUCCUUCUGAUGAGACAGCUCCUGGGGUGAGUGAAAGUGACCGGGAUCAGACCCUAUUCUCUGUGUUAGUCCGUCCUCCACCACCACUUUCAAGUGUAUUCAGUGAACAAGCCAAAAAAUUGGAGAAGCGAAAUUCAUGCCUAGCCACAGCCAAUGCUAAGGAUUUGUAUGACAUAUUCUACAGUAGUGGUGGAAAGGGAGCACCUGAAACUAAGCUGAGUGGUGGUCCAUUGGCCAAUGGAGAAAAUAGCAACCUCUCUAGAACUGAAAGUUCAGAUACUUCUUCUACUUCUACAUCCCAGGAGGAGUUGCCUCAACAUAAAGGUUUGGUCAUUGCUCCUGUAGUCAGCAACCCUGAAAAGCCCAUUGCAAAAACUCUGAUGUCCCUAGGGAAGUGGUCAGCUGUAAAGCAUGCGGACCCAAAAACCAGAGGCAGCAGCUAUGGCUUUCUACAACCUCUGACAAGGUUGUGCCAAAGCAGACCUUGUGAAACUAUUACUCCAAAGCCAGAGACUUUGGCAAAGUGGACUUCUAGCUCCUUCCAGAGUGACACUAAUAAAAGUGUACCUCCGGAGGGGAAACUUGAGCUUGACCUGGGAGAGCCAAGGCCACCUGGUUUAGAAACAGCUCCUCAACAGUCAGAUACACAAUGUCAUACCAAGGAAUCUCAGAAGUUGGUAGAAAUCCACCUCAUAGAAUCUGGUAAGCAAGAUAAGGAAAGCCAAGACCUUGAUCAAACUAAAGAUUGUGGAGAAAGUGAGGUGGGGACGAACACUGAACUAAAAGUAAAAGUAGCAGUUGAAGAGGGAAAAGAUAUCAACCUUGGGCCUCACAGCUUAGAAGAUUGUCAUUUGAACCAUGGGGACAGAUAUACGUGGAAGGGAGAAGUGGAACAGCCCAAACUGUUAAUGACUGACAAAGAGGUUGAGCAGUCCAAGAAAUUGAUGACAGGAAGUGAAACCCCAAGUAAAGUAGUGAUGGAAUUAAACGCACAGACUCUCUCUUCCACAAAGACAAAAACAGACUCAUUUCCAUCAGAAGCUAGGACUUUAACCCAGAGCUCACAAGAUAUAACUGUGAAAAUUUCAGCUCCAGAAGUACUGCUUCAGUCCUCAGCCAGAUUAGAUGUGUGUUUAACAGAUAGUCCACAGGAGCAAGGGUUUUCAGCAGGUAGUGAGGAAUGGCUAGAAAAUUCAACUCCAGAAUCAGCUUCCAGAACUUCCAGGUACAGAAGCCUCAAACUCAAGAGAAAAAGAUCAAAAGACCUUCAAGGUAAAAUGGUCUAUGAGCUGGCUGUUUGGGAUGAGAGCAAAACAAGGCCAGAGAGCUGGGUGGAUCCAGAAAAACCGGAAGUGGAAGCUGGGGAGCUACGAGAAGUCCAUCCAGAAUUAACAGUGACAAUAGAAAACAAAGCCUUAGAUGACUUCAAAGCUACAGACUUAAAGGUAGAGGAGCUUGCCGCUCUUGGGAAAAUGGGAGAUGUAUGUGUUGAUUUUUGCAAUACGCGAAUAGACCCAGUUUGUAGAUCCCCAACUGCCUUGUCUCAGAAAGUGUGUGAAGAAAAUUCUGUGUCACCUGUAGGGUGUAAAUCCUCUACUCCCACUGAUUUUAACCAAGUUCCAUCUUUUUCUGGGUUUCCAGUAGAGUCUCCCAAAACCCUGGUGCUUAACUUUGAGACAGAGGGUGAACAAACUUCAUCCGAUCUCAGAAGUGGGAGGAUUACUUCUAACAUGUUGAAAACUGGACUUCCUAUGGAAAACAUUGAUCGAGGCUUUGGAAGCCUAGAGGGAACACACCAGGCCCUUGACCUAUUAGUAGGAGGAAUGAUGCCUGAGGAAGUAGAAGCAGCUUCCCAAUUAGAAAAACAGGAGUCACUCAGAUUAGAAUCAGAAACAAUUAAUCCUGCAGGCCUUGGGCCAUCUCCCUGCCUUCCAGACCUUGUUGACUUUGUCACACGGACAUCAGGAGUUCAAAAAGAGAAACUGUGUUCUUCCCUCUCUGAACCAGGUGACCUUCCUAAGUGUAGUUCUCUGGAGAUGGGACCACUGCAGCUAGAAAUUCUGAAUGCAUCCAUCACAGAGGUAAUAGUUCCCCAAGUAGAUGAGGACAAUAACAACUCUUCGAAUUUGGUAAAAACCCCAGCUUCAAGGUCACCUCCAAGGGAGCAGGUCAUUGGAGGCAAUAUGAUCCCUCAGGAAAUGCCUGAGCAACAAGCUUCAGUUGAUGUCAUCCAGGACUACACAAAAUCCAAUACUCAUGACUAAGAAUAUAUACUCAGAGCUACUUGUGUAUAAUAAUUCCCAGAUGACCCACGACUAGUUGGCAAUCUUACCUGGAACCUAUACCAAGAAAUGCAGUCAACAUCUUACAGUAAAUGUUCGUGGAAGCUAAAAAAUUACCUCCUUUCCUCUUAAAACGCCAGACAAAUUAAUCAUAACUUCUAUACAUAUCUGUAAAAAUGUAUUUUUUUUUUUUGGUUUUUUUGUUUUGUUUUUUUUUUUUUUUUUUGGUCAAUUUAUCUUCUCUUACUUUGCCAUUAAAAUCAGAUGUCUAUCUGGCUCACCACACAGUGUGCUUUGAUUGUAUUUUGGCUUUGAUGCUGCCAUUUCUGGAAUGUGGGGGAGGAGGGAGACAGCUGACUUUGCCAAUUGCUGUGUUAUAUUCCUACCCAAUUUUCUGGGCUGCUUAUGGAUCUCUGGGAGAAACACCAGAAAGCUUGCUGAAAUGGAAAACUUCUGAUGAUGGAAGAAUUGUUCAUCUCUUAGGCUUCCAUUUGGAUGAGCCUGCCUUAACAUUGUUUGAAAUGCAGAGUGAGUAGCUCUUUUGUUUACUGUUUUCUUCCUUUAUUGGCAUGUCAACUCCUGCAUUCCCUUACUCUGUUGCCUUUACUUGAAAUGCUCCUGCUAACCCACAAACCUAUUGGGAAAUGACCUAAAUAAACAUGGAAGAGAAUCUGGCAGGCUCACUUUUAGAAGACAACAAAUCGGUAAGACUUAUUUACAGCCCAGUGCCAGGAGCAGAUGUGCUUUUGGGAUCACUUUUAUUUUUGAAGUGGCCUUUGUUCAUUGUCCUGUGGUCCUGUGACACUUUGUAUUAAAAUGUUUAGCAGCUAUUUGUUGUGAAGAGGUAGAAGAUCUGAAACUUGUCUUGGGAUUUUGGACUCAUUUUCUGUUCUACAAACCCAUGUGUAUCCCUUCCUCUACCUCUGCUUUUCCCAAGUACUUUCCACCAUAGUGUGAUGUUUUGGGUUGUACAUUUUGUUAAAAAAAAUUAAAGAAUUUAUAAGUUGGCUUGGAAAAGUUUAACUUUAUUUUUAAUGUGUUAAUUAUUUGGAAUAAAUGCAUUAAUCUCAAGUUUCUGGAUUUUUGUUUUGAAACUAUACACAUUUUGAACUACAAGGAAAACUAGAACAGUGAAUUCCUACUGUCAUGUUGUCUAUCCCCACCUCCAUUCACUCUUCCCCAACUUCUCAAGAGCCGCCUCUUUCAUGCCUGAAUGUUGCAUAGUCUGCCCCAGUACUGCCUGGAGUGAGGAAUGAUGGUUUGGUGUAAGCAUCUUCCUACUGUGAAUGUUUUGUAUACCUUUGUGUUGGCUUUCCCUAGGCUCUUCUGGGUCAAGGCCCUGCUGAGGAGCUCUUGGGAGACAAGGAGCUCAGUCCUCAAGAUUGUCUGGUCUCUGUCCCAGCUUCCCUUUGACAUCUCUGUUGUCUGCAGUUUGUAACUUGGCUCAACAGAGGCUUUGGAUUCCUAUUCCCCACCCACUCCUCAAAGACAAUGUAAAAUUACUAACCUUUUUUUCCCCUAAGAAUUAUUUCUUCCCUUUUUCCAAUUGUGUACAAAGCCACAGAAUCCCUAGGUUGUUUGGGAGGCUAUUUAAUUUUUCUAGAACUUUGAUUAGUGACAAAUUAGAAAUCAUCCUGGUCUCUCUUCUUCAUGUUGUAGAGAACACACAGAUUUGGGAGAGCUAAGAUCCUUGAAUAUGCCUCAACCAUUUACCUUGCUUUGAUUUUGGACAAGUUACUUCACUGGGUCACAGGGAUGUUUGGUUUGUUUCCUUAUUUAAGAUAAACUUCAUUGUUCCCAUCUCAGCACCAACUAUGUCCAGGUCUUUCUAGGCCUGCUUUUUAGGUUUAAACUUGAAAAUCAGCAUAUUUUUUCCCAAGAGGAAAUUCCCUAGAUUCAUAAUUAUAGCUUAAUUAUAACUGCAUCUAGAAAUGAGUUUUAGCCAAACUCUCAAUUGAAGCAAUUCUAAAAACUUAAAAAUUUUACAAGUUUUUAGACUUAAUGAACCAGAAUUUUUUUAUUUUUUAAUUUUUUUUAUUCAAUGCUCUUUCUGGUCUGGAAACCAUAGACUGACUCAGGGGCCCGUAGGAGAUCUAAAACAAGGUGAGCUUCAGAGAUACUUGUUUACCCAGAGAACUACUUCCUGUUCCAGGAGGUCAUUUUACAGGAAUCCAAGGAAUAUUAUAACUCAGGAUGCCAGUGUGUACUGAUUUUCAUGCCUGCUCACUUGGUAAUUUCCAUCUCUUUGGAGAGACACAUUGGGUUUUCUUGUGGCGGGGAGGGGGGAAAUAGGUGGAGGGUUAAUUAUACCCACUUGACAAUCCUAACCUCACUUGUUCUUAGAGUCAGAAUCUCCUCCAGGUUAAAAGGAGAUCAUUUGGAGAGGGGUAGGGAGGGAGGCAAAAUCUAGGAAGGACAAAACUAGUUCCAGUAACAGGGGCUGGGUUACUUUAAGCCUUAGUAACAACUACUGUUGUGCUGUCUGGAUAACUUCAGAAUUUACACCAAAGGUAUCUACCAAUCUGGUUUUUUUUUUUUUUUUUUUUUCUUUUUCUACAAUAAUCAUUUCUAAGAGUUGAAGGAAUGGCAUUCUUCAUAUCUGCAUUGAGCCAGCAGAGGGAGAGCUUUUAGGAUUCUAUAGUCUGAGCAGGAAGUGUUUCUGGUCUUUUCCUGUUGAUCAGUGGGAUUUGACUUUGGAGCCCGUUCGGAAAAGCCCUGUGAAAGGAAGAGAACUCUAACCUGGUAGUUACUGCCUAAAGGUAGGGCAGUUUCUUUGUUUGCAGUAUUGAGUAAAUUUUUAACUUAGAAGAUAGACACAUGCAAGAAAUGGGCCCUGAUCUUCUCAUGUGACUUAUAGUAUUCUAUAACCAUGUUUCAGAUUUCUGACCAUAGGGUACAGUUUUUAUUGGCUACCCUCAACUAUGAGAACUAAUAUUGGCAAUUUAAAUUGGGGCAAACACCUCAUUUUUUCCUAAGUUUUGCAAGUAAUGCCCUAAAAUGCCACUUGGCUUUGUGAAGAGAGGCCUCAUAUUUUAUAAGCCAUCUUUCUCCUGUUCACAGCUAUUCUAUUUACAGAACACACACUCAAUAUUUCUGCUAAGAUUGCUGAGUAAUAUAGCAAAAUAUUCCCACUUCCUCCAUUGCCCCUUCCUCUUAAAAGAAAAGUUACCUAAUGUUUUGGUAUCAACUUGAUGAAAACUAUCAUUGUCAAGUUCAAGGACUGAGGAAGAAUCAGAAGUGGAAUAAAGCAUGGGCAUACAGGACAUAGGCGUCUAAUUAGGACACCAAAAUAUUUUUUUAAAAAGAUUUAUUUUUAAUUUUAUUUGAAAGGCAGAGUUACAGAGAGGUAGAAACACAGAGGGGGCCAGCACUGUGGCAUAG
This is a messenger RNA of Lepus europaeus (European hare), 10217 nucleotides long. It is a transcript of the gene ZNF318, whose product is annotated as zinc finger protein 318. Gene Ontology annotation, biological process: negative regulation of DNA-templated transcription; positive regulation of DNA-templated transcription. The record is from RefSeq and is a predicted model, not a curated record. The transcript has 10 exons. Lineage: Eukaryota; Metazoa; Chordata; Mammalia; Lagomorpha; Leporidae. Bases 12 to 6818 code for a protein of 2268 amino acids. Gene Ontology annotation, molecular function: nucleic acid binding; zinc ion binding. Gene Ontology annotation, cellular component: nucleoplasm.